Molecule: messenger RNA, 642 nt
Organism: Closterium sp. NIES-65
Lineage: Eukaryota; Viridiplantae; Streptophyta; Zygnematophyceae; Desmidiales; Closteriaceae
Source: the annotation of a GenBank genome assembly
AUGAGUCAAGGGAGUGGAGAAGCAGCUGAGAAGAAGAGUGAGCCGCCACCAUCCAAGAUUGAGGCAUUGGAUGGCUCCAACUAUGAGGAAUGGAGUGGGCGGAUGAGGAGCGCCUUCAUGCGCUACAAGCUGCUAAAAUUGGCUAUGGGAGAAGAGAAGAUGCCGGAGGAAGGAGAUGCCCGCGAUCGGUGGAUUGAGCGGAGCGCGGUGCUGUACUACUUGAUUCUACAGUCGGUCAACAACGACAUGUUCCAGCAUAUCAAGGAUUUGGUGGAGCUCGAUGACUCGGGACCGAAGGCGUGGAAGCUGCUACGCGACGUGGUUCAACCCAACACGCUGCCGAUGGUGAUCCUAUUGGAGAAGGAGUUGGCUGCCCUCUCCAUGCGGCUGGGAGAUGAUGUGAAGCCGGUCCUUGACAAGAUCAAGGACACCUAUGCGAGGAUGGCAGCAGCGGGCAGCGAAGUGUCGCAGAUGCAACAGUGCACCAAGAUCAUCUCGGUGCUCGACAACUCGUGGGACAACCUCAUCCCCACCCUCAACGUUCAGCAGGACAAAUGGACGCCUGAGAGGCAGCAGAGGGAGAGGGGGAGGGAGAGGCCGAGGCCGUGGGAGAGGCUUUGGCAGAGGGAGAGGCCGAGGUGA